AUGCCCAUCAAGCUACCAAAGGGCUUUCAAAGAAGGAAAUCUUCAGGCAAUGCCUUGGAUGAGGCCAGUUCACCGGUUGGCUCUUCAUUUAGAGUUAUUGAGAGGCCAGAAACCAAGUCAUUUGAGGCUGGCACCUUGACACGAGCGAUUGGAGGCUCGUCGUCUGCUCUCAAAUCCAAGAAUAGCUUCGAGCACGAUGAUGAAAACAUGUUCCGUGUGUCUACAGGCAUGCGUCCCGAUGCAACCAACCGUGGAAGUGGUGGGACCGAGCAUUCCGUCUCAACUGCCCCUUAUGACAGCGCCGCUUCAUCCUCACGGUUGAGUGUUUCUACGAAUCCCUCGUCGAUCGAUGCUCGUUCAGACCGGAAUGUACAGGCUCAAUAUAAAGAUAUUCCCGCGCCUCCACCACCAUCAGCGAGGCCCGGAUUCCUGCGCAAUUCCGCCCGGACAUUCUCCCUGGGUAUGGGGUUGAAGUCUAAAGAUACACCAACCUCAUCUCCGGCAGAUUCGCCGGGCGGGCCGUAUCUGCCCCAGGUGCCUCACGAGCAAAGAGGGCGUGCCGCCACAGCCAGUAGCGCAAGUACCGCGACACCUCCACGGUUGUUCGACUCGGAUCUUGCUCUUGACAACAGCGAGCUGAAUGACUUUGGUAACAUGUUUGAGGGGAUUGGAAUGCAUAGCCGUGACUCCAGCCCGGGGCUGUCUAAGCAUAAUAACCUCACCGCAUCUCCUUCCUCAGAUUACCCUCCGAACAGCUUCCCUGCUACCUCGCAACAACGCUCCACCCGCGCUCCUGCCCCAAAGCCGAUCUCUACGAAUCGGUACGAAACUAUCGAAGAAUCGCCCUAUUCCUGGAAUUCGCAUAACUCGAGGGAGGGAUUGAUCAGAUCUCCUUCACCAUCGAAGACCAUAACGCAGAACAGCCCCCCAGUGCCUGCGCAUGCCCCAUUUACGGUCAACAAAACCCGAGGUCCGAAUCGGAAGCCUCUACCCCCUGAAAGUGAUAUGCUCAACAACGAGCUGUCGAAUACAAGCGAGGAUGCUCGACUGACGAAGAGUGAAACGAUUGACUCUUACCAGAGCGCCGAUGCAGACGUCGAUCCAGCUCUGCUCGAGAGUAUGGACCUAGCAAAUCAAUGGGCCGAGACUAAGCCGACCGUCAACAGGCUACCUUCCAGCAACAAGAUCAUGACGCCUGCUCAAUUUGAGCAGUACAAGCGACGGCAAGACGAGGAUAGAAGACUAGGGGCUUCUCGCGAUAGCGACUCGGAGGACGAGAUCAACUAUGACGAUGAUGAAGAGGAGGAGAGAGAAAGACUGGCGGCGAAGAAGAGGCACAAGCAAGAAGCCCACCUUACGGUGUACCGACAACAGAUGAUGAAAGUCACUGGUGAACAAACCACCGGUCGUAACAGCAGCCUGGGCCCCACACUCGAUCCACGGGCCAGUCCUAGCCCGAACGCGCUCGACAACCGCAUUUCACACCUGACGACUGGUACACAGCAGUCUGGGAAGAGUAGUGGCGAGGAAGAGGACGAAGAUGAGGAUGUCCCGCUAGGAAUACUGGCAGCACAUGGCUUCCCGAAUCGAAACCGACCACCCACCCAACUCAUGCAGUCCUCGUCCAACCCGAACCUGCGAGCGUUCGCUCAACAACAGCAGCCACAGCCGAACACUGUUGCGCCAUCGGCAGCAGGUGAAUCGGUCAAGCGCGGCAGUCUGCCUGUCUUUGCACGACAUUUGCCGCAAGAUCCGUACUACGGUGCCAGCGUCGUCAACCCAAUGCACCGCGAAUCGCUUGCCAUGCAUUCGCAGCAGGUCCCGCAAGGGGCGGGCGCUUCAACGCAACAUCCAGUGCACCCGGCGGGCCUGGUGGGCGUGAUUGCUGGGGAGGAAAAGGCACGUGCUAUGCGACGUGGCAGCCCGAAUACCCAAGGCAAUUAUGAUCUGCCGCCUGCGAUGCAGCACCCUGGUAUGAUACGGUCUCAAACUGCUGGCCCGGGCAUGAUGCCAAUGAUGGCAGGUAUGCCUCCUAUGCCAGGCAUGGGUGGUAUGACACCGGGAGAUCAUGCUCAAAUUCAAAUGUCGCAGCAGAUGACCCAGAUGAUGCAGAUGCAGAUGCAGUGGAUGCAGCAAAUGCAGCAAAUGAUGGGGAAUCAGAACUUGUCGCCAGGAGGCAUGACACCUGGUGAGAUGCAGCCGAACUUUCAUCAACCGGCUCCUAGCAUGAAUGGUCGGCCACCCACAAUCCAGAUGAACUCUGCUCCACAUCUUAACGGGAGGACAAUGAGUACCUUGACGCCCAGUAUGGCGUCGUGGAACCUUGGAGGCCAGCAUGGACAUGGGACCUACGCUGCGUCGAUCGCCCCAUCUGAGCGCAGCAACGUCGGGCUUGCGUCACGUUAUCGGCCUGUUUCGACCGUCCAGGACAUGGACCUAGGCUCGGCAAGGCGAGCGUCCACAUUUACAUCCACGUCGGUGCGACCCUGGUCCCAGAUGGACCUGAAGGCUACUUCGAACACCCGUCCGUCUGUGAGCCCAGUGGGUCGGAAGUCGGUACUCGCUCAAGAUGAUGACGACGACGACGAAGGCUGGGCGGAGAUGAAGGCUAAGAAAGACAGGAAGCAAAAGUCAUGGAAGCUGAGGAAAGGGCAAAGUGCCUUGCAAGAACUCUACAACGGCGUACCCUGA
Molecule: messenger RNA, 2691 nt
Organism: Cyphellophora europaea CBS 101466
Lineage: Eukaryota; Fungi; Ascomycota; Eurotiomycetes; Chaetothyriales; Cyphellophoraceae
Exons: 3
Coding region: 1-2691 (896 amino acids)
Source: RefSeq, a predicted model, not a curated record